CCUCGCAUGGCCAUGACAACAUGGCCACCGAUUAUGUCACCCAGUUUCGGAGACUUCGAGAUGAGUUUCGAAAUGCACAAGAAGGCGGGUGUGCCAACGUUGACAAAGCACUAAAUCUGGCUUCCUUCGACUCGAGCUGGCCAACCCCAGGCAGCGAGCAGCAUCCUUCUCCUGAUGCAUUCGCAAGCGGCUUGACUGGCAAUUCUUCUGACGAAGUCCCUACCUCUUCUCCAGGAAAGGACUUACCAUCCUUCACAGGGGCAGGAUCUGGUAUCGCCGCGAAUGCGUUUGCUUCGGGACCAUCUGUACGUGAAGAGGAAGCGGCUUCUCAUCUCGCUAACCCCGUAGCAAGUGAGAUAUAUCCCGAGCAUAGACCACGAAAAGGCCACAAGAAAUCUCGAGGAGGUUGCUUCAACUGCAAGAAGCGGAAGAUCAAGUGCCAGGAGAAUCAGCCUGCAUGUCGCAAUUGUACUCGGAAGAAGCUCAAGUGCGAGUACCCGGCUCCGAAGACUCUAUCUGCGCUAAGAUCAUCUUUCUUGUAUUCGCCAAAUCCUGUGACUUCGGUGAACCUACAAAGUACGCCAACUGUCUUUACUUUGACUGAUAUGCGACUGUUUCAUCAUUACCUUCUGGAUGCAUAUCCUCAUUUACCGGUUGGUAAUGAGACUGCCUGGCUAUCUCAAGUUCCGCUUAUUGCACACCAUAACCAAUAUUUGAUGCACGCCAUUCUCGGCGUGGCAGCGUCACAUUUAGAACUCAUCACCGGUGAUGACCUCAGCUCUGUGGCAUUGCACCAUCGCGUGCGAGCCAUCCAAGGUUCUGGUGAAGCUCUGACACAGAAGAACCGAGCGGGAAGUGAUGGAGAUGCACUCCUUGCGUCUUGCUAUCUUCUCACAUUUCAAUCUUCGUACAUGAAGGAUGGCAUACCCGAAUUCUUCCAAUUUGUGCGCGGCUGUACUCUCGUCAGUAAUCAGCUCCGGGAAGAGAAACUUCCCAUGGCGUUCUUCCUUACGGCCCAGGAUCAUUUCGAAUUCAUGGAAGGAAGAUUGAUGAACCUGCCAGUAAUCAACCCGGGAAUAUUGGACGGCGCGAACAUAUCCCUAGAUGUUCUACCACCAAUACUUGAACUUCCAGUACAUUUCAAGUUUUAUGAUCUCCUUGUCGAAUGUAUCGCUGCUCUGAGGAUAUCGUCAUUACAAGGCUACUUCAAAUUUAUCACCAUUUACCAAGCCAUCAACCUGUUCGAUAAUCAAGAAUUCACCGAUUUCUCCGACCCCACAAACACCAUAUCAAGGAUACUCGUUGGACAUUUCUUCGCAAUACAACUCAUGAUGCUCCCGAUCCUGGAUCGAGAAUGGGGCGGCAGAACAAAGACAACGCCUUGUCGAAUGAAUCUUGAUUGGGUUGCCAGAAUCAACGACUCGAUUCCGUCUCAUAUGAGCUAUUACCUUGAUUGGCCUACAGCUGUAGCUGAUGCUGUGUUGGAGGAGCUCAGUGGAAUUCACGUGACUAUUCCGAAGCUUUCGAUUUUGCGAAAGAAGAUAGCACCAGGCAAGGACGUCGUGCUGGGAUGGAAUUUGAAGCGUGCGUCGAGUCAGAGACCUGCGAUAUAAUUCACAUUGGCUAGGCUCUAUCCUGGAACUAAAAGGAAUGCAGCAUGUUAUCCCUCAACGCAUCUUGUGUCAUCUCUAUCCCCCCAUUCCUGGGACAUCGCGAGUCCAGUUUACCUUCAUCAAACCACUCACCAAGCCAUAGAUUGACUGGACCUGUUCGACAAUGGGAAUGUAUUCCGCUUCAGAACCUCGGCGAUUCACUUGUGCACAGUGCAGUUGUCACCAUGAUAUGAGCAAAAGCUGAAAUGGAAGCAGCGAGGAGUUCACAAAAUCUGCACUUGAUGAACGUCUGGCAAAGCUGGAUGAUGAUCGGUUCCAGACACGGGGAAGUGAGGACGAUCGGGAGAGAACAUUUGGAAUCAGAGUGUAACAUUGAAGUCGAU
Molecule: messenger RNA, 1996 nt
Organism: Mollisia scopiformis
Lineage: Eukaryota; Fungi; Ascomycota; Leotiomycetes; Helotiales; Mollisiaceae
Exons: 4
Coding region: 21-1613 (530 amino acids)
Biological process (GO): regulation of transcription by RNA polymerase II
Molecular function (GO): DNA-binding transcription activator activity, RNA polymerase II-specific; zinc ion binding
Source: RefSeq, a predicted model, not a curated record